AUGGCUCGAGGUGACUCCAAAAACAACUGUUUCUCUGCAGAGAGGGAUGAGUAUGGAGCUGACACCAUGUCUGAGAUCCACAUCAUCGGACGCGUCACCCUCAACUUGUGGAGGGUGAUGAAGACCGAGGUGACGCUGAACAACUACAGCUUUGAGAACGUGGCCUUCCAUGUGCUGCAUCAGCGCUUUCCUCUCUACAGCCCCCGCACGCUGUCCGACUGGUUUGACCACAGCACACAUUUAUACAGGUGGAAGAUGGUGGAUCAUUACGUCAGCCAUCUGCACGGCACCAUGCAGCUCCUGCAGCAGCUUGACAUCAUCGGCAGAACCAGCGAACUUGCCAGAGUCUUUGGAAUACAGUUCCUUCAUGUUUUGACUCGAGGAUCACAG
Nematolebias whitei (Rio pearlfish) is the source of this 390-nucleotide messenger RNA. RefSeq names its product DNA polymerase zeta catalytic subunit. Gene Ontology annotation, biological process: double-strand break repair via homologous recombination; error-prone translesion synthesis. The record is from RefSeq and is a predicted model, not a curated record. Gene Ontology annotation, cellular component: nucleus; zeta DNA polymerase complex. Gene Ontology annotation, molecular function: DNA-directed DNA polymerase activity; nucleic acid binding. NCBI's taxonomy places the organism in Eukaryota, Metazoa, Chordata, Actinopteri, Cyprinodontiformes, Rivulidae.